CAUGAACGCGCUUGUGGCUGGAGAACACAAACCCAGAGUUGACUGAACUACUGGAUGACCACCUAGUGAUUUUGCAGCCAGUGUCAGGGUUAGUGAAGCCAGAUAAAGACAAGAUAUCCUCCUGGGUAUGUGAAACUUGCUUCGCAGUACAAGCCUCAGACACUGAGCACCAUGUUCACAGAGGUGCUGGUUGCUCUGGUGAUUGGAGGACUGAUCUUCUUCCUGGUUCAGAGGAGCAGGACCCAGGUUCUUAAGACAGAGGACGGCUGGUGGGGAGCUGGAGCACCCCCUGAAGGCGGGGAGGACGUCACCAUUCGCCCCUUUAAAGUCUCCACCAGUGAUGAAGAGCUGGAGGACCUGUACAUGAGGAUAGACCAGACUCGCCCUGUUCCUUCACUAGAGGACAGCCAGUUUCAUUAUGGCUUCAACUCCCAGUACCUGCAGAAGGUGGUCUCUUACUGGAGAAAUGACUUUGACUGGAGGAGACAAGUUGACAAACUCAACCAGUACCCCCACUUCAAAACCAACAUUGAAGGCAUUGAUGUCCAUUACCUGCAUGUGAAGCCCAAGAAGGUGCCGGAGGGAGCUGCUGCUAUUCCUCUGAUAAUGGUUCACGGCUGGCCUGGCUCCUUCUAUGAGUUCUACAGAUUAAUCCCUCUGCUAACAGAACCAUCAAACCCACACGACCUUGUGUUUGAGGUGGUGUGUCCCUCCAUACCAGGGUACGGGUUUUCAGAGGCCCCGCAUAAGAAAGGUUUUGAUUCAGUUUGUGCGGCACACAUCUUCCACAAACUGAUGAAGCGUCUGGGCUUCCAGCAGUUCUACGCUCAUGGAGGAGACUGGGGCUGGCUGGUCACCACCAACAUGGCUCAGCUGGAGCCCAAGACAGUCAAGGGCCUGCACGUGAACUUUGCCCCGCCCUCCAAGCCGGGGCUGACCAUGGUUUUAUCCAUCAUGCUCGGCCGUCGCUUCCCUAAGCUGUUCGGCUUCACUGACAUGGAUAUUCAGCAUCUCUACCCCGCCAUGGAGAGACAGGUGGUGGAGCCCAUCAAGGAGUCUGGCUACAUGCACAUCCAGGCCACCAAGCCUGACACCGUGGGUCGAGGACUGAAUGACUCCCCAGUGGGUCUGGCUGCCUACAUUUUGGAGAAGUUCUCCACGUGGACAAGCCGCGACUUCAGGAACCUGGAGGAUGGAGGACUCACCAGGAAGUUCUCGCUGGAUGACCUGCUGACUAAUGUGAUGAUCUAUUGGACGUCUGGCUGCAUCAUCUCCUCCAUGAGGUUCUACAAGGAAAACUUUGGCAAAGGCCUCAACCAGCCUCACGCUAAGAUACCUGUGUACGUCCCCACUGGGUUUGCCUGCUUCCCCGAUGAGCUGAUGCACACUCCCCAACUAUGGGUCAAACAGAAAUACCGUAAACUUGUGACCUUCACGCCCAUGCCCCGUGGUGGCCAUUUUGCUGCCAUGGAGGAGCCCCAGCUGAUGGCCGAGGACAUCCAGAACUUCACUAAGACAGUGGAGAAGAAGAUGAAAUAGAAGGGGGGGGCAGACUUAUGAACAGGUUAAUGACCUAAAAGUGCUGAAUGAAGGUAUUGAUAAGCAGUAAGUAGACAUGUACACACUGUGAUUUUGUACUGCGUUUCUCUAUGAGGUGGAAUUGAUAACAUAGCUCUAUAAAGUGAAAUUCCUAAUCGCAAGUCUUCGUGACUGAGCCAGUCUUACUCUGCUUUGAAAGUUGAACAGUAAAAGAAGCAAAACAGAAAGAGCGAAAAGUGAAUUGGGAUGGGAUUUGUUGACUUGACGAAAUUGAGCAGUUGUAAAAUACCCAGCUUAUAAUGAAGCUACUUCCUGUAUAGAUCUUUCUCUUUUUAACUCUUAAGCAAUACAUGUUUUUUACAUAAAGGACACAUGUUUACAGCCUGUCAGCCAGGAGCCAGAAAUCAGUACCAUACAUUGACAGACCUCCUGCCUUCCUCACAACUUCCUCCAGCCUUUAACAGUUUACUACGCAGCUGCAGAUGGGAGGUCAGGGGGCGCUUGUUGUUAUUGUGUUGACAGCCUGGACAAGGUGCCAGACAUUCCUCCAACUGAUAACACGAAGCCUCAAACACGAAGCUGUAUUAUCGCCUUAAACCUCUGAGUUGUUUGAUUUUAUUGUAAUUUUUCCUUUCAAAUGUAUUCACAACUCAUGUUAGCAGUUUAAAAUCUUUGUUGAAGUCAGAUGUCUUUAAAGCAGGGGUUCAUACCAAGCCCCCCCUGUUAGCUUUAGCUUAUGGCUGGGGCCCCAUUUUGCAAGCUGUCUUUAAAAUCAACCAUCUGGAUAUAUUUUUGUACUUUAUUGCAUAAUUCAUAAAUACUACUACAACCACUAAUAAUAGUAGCAUGAAACAACAGCAAUAGUAAUAAUAAUAAUGUCACUAAAAUAAAUUGCAGCUGAGCUUCUGUUAGCUUAGCUGGUGGUCUUUUCCUUUUCUAAAAUGUGUGUUGUGAGUUAGCACCAGGUAGCUAGAUGCUAGCAAGCAGGCUAGCCAGCUAAAUGUCAGGAGCAGAGCAGCUUUGCAGCAGGCGCGGACAGUUAACAGUCAACAUUGACAGCUUAUGAAGUGAUGAUAGAUGUUUAACUGGCAGCCAAAUACAGUGGAAAGAUGGGUAUGGCAAGUAGGAUUUUAAUAUGAUACAAGUUUGCUAUGCAUUAAUUAAACAUUCUCACUGAUUGACCUUGAUAUGCUAGUUUUAAGCACUACAAUUUAUGACUACAGAGACUAGAAGCAGUGGUUUUACAGAGUUGUUGACCAAGAAGCAGUGAAGAAAAUGUGGCUGUGGGACACAUUCGCAACAAGAGAGAGUAUCCUUUCAUAACUCAGACAGCCUGCUUUCAACCGGUCAGAUAGGAAUAUUCAGGUGGAUCAUGGCGAUGAUGACAAGGAGGAUGUAAUAGAGGGUAAAGACGGCACACAGACAGAGAGAGGGACAGUGUAGAGACAGAGAGGGUGGACAGCUCAGCCCCUUCAGCCGUGGUGUGACAGACAGGGAGGUAACUCCAGAGAAGCAAAGGACAAAAAAUGUCUUUCCAAUUUGUUUCGUAUUGUGAAUAGUUGCUACAAAUAGAAGAAUAAAACGCGUCAGACUCAGGUGAGCAAAGGCCUCAACAAUUCUGAAAAUCAGGAGUUAAACUGUGAUAGGUGCUCAUUGUGUUGAUCUUGAAAAGACUGAAUAAAUCUGUAAUGCUGUGAGACAAGUUUUUUCUGAAUUAAAUGAUGAAAAAUAUUGAGUUAUAUUUAGAACAAUGAAAAGGUGUUUUCAUGAUAUGGGCAUCAGAAUGCAUAACACAAUAAAAUGCCAGUCAGAUCAUUUCUUUUUAAAGCUAUGCAGUUUAAAUGAAUUGCAGUGUAUGCUACCAUUCCAUGGUGACCUGUUGUAUCUCAGAUUGUGACACAAUGUGCUAUCUUUGACCAAAUAAAAUUGACUCUUGAGUA
Molecule: messenger RNA, 3479 nt
Organism: Epinephelus moara (kelp grouper)
Lineage: Eukaryota; Metazoa; Chordata; Actinopteri; Perciformes; Serranidae
Gene: ephx1
Product: epoxide hydrolase 1, microsomal (xenobiotic)
Exons: 9
Coding region: 172-1539 (455 amino acids)
Biological process (GO): epoxide metabolic process
Molecular function (GO): epoxide hydrolase activity
Source: RefSeq, a predicted model, not a curated record